AUGUCGGAAGAGACGCGCUUUCGCCAUGCGGGAAAUUUUAUGGAUACCCAGAAAGGUCCUGCCGGCCGCGAUGAUCCCAUGCACAAGAUGGAUGAGGCCGCAGUACUAAGUCCAAGCGCCUCCGAUACCAGUGGCGCAUCAUUGACAGGUAGCCAUGCUGCUAAAGAUGCUCCUGGUUUAUGCUCUGCUUCUGUCAGAGACACCGCCAACUUUUCAGAUGGUCCCAUAACACUGUUCUUGAGAGCUUUGGAGACCCAGGAUACGAUGACUCGGCUGCCCCCUUUUCUAAGGCCGCUUCCCACCACAAUGGACCCAGACGCAGUGAAGCAUUUGCACGAAGUGGGUGCUUUAGCUCUUCCCGGAAUUGCGCUACAGAAUGCACUGCUGCAGGCGUAUGUUGAGAAUGUGCACGUCGCCUUGCCAUUCAUGGAUCUACCCAGCUUCCUUAACAGCAUCCAUGGUGGACAUGAAGACAAGGGACAAAUCAGUCUGCUUUUAUUCCACUCUGUCAUGUUUGCCGCUACAGCGUUUGUGGAUAUGAAGUACCUUUGCGAGGAUGGAUACCAGACUCGUAGAUGCGCGCGCAAGCAGUUCUUCCAGAGGACAAAGUUACUGUAUGACUUUGACUAUGAGCAAAGUCCCUUGAUCGUUCUUCAGGCACUUCUACACAUGACGUACUGGGACGAGGCUCCUGGCGAGCAAAAGCAUACGUGGCAUUGGAUGGGUAUCGCGGUAUCAUUGUCCUAUAAUCUUGGAAUACACCGUCAAGAGGCAUCUAAUACGUCUACGUCAUUGGAGAAACGUCUCCGCAAGCGACUGUGGUGGUCUUGUUUUAUGAGGGACCGCAUCAUUGCACUCGAUAUGCGGCGGCUACCGAUAAUUGAGGAUGCGUCGCUUAACGUGCCAAUGCUGGCACAGGACGACUUCGAAUCAGAGUGGCUGGUCGAUAGGAUCACUACCCCACUUAGUGGCUCCUCGACACGAGAUGCGCGAAUGGCGUAUGAUUUGGUCUCUAUGUGCAUUGCUCGAGCAGAGCUUUGUGUAUUACUAGGCAGAGUGCUCAAGGCACGGUUCUCUGUCCCUGAUAGGCACGAGGUAAUGGCAAGCCACGCGCGCACAGAUGAAAGUGCCAACAUCAUCGCUUCAGAACUUAAGAUGUGGGCCGAAUCACUCCCGGGCUGCUGUCAGUAUCAGUCACUAUCUGUUGCAGAUAUGCGGGAUGGCUGCGCUACGGUAUCAGUCCAGCAGACACUUCUGCACAUGCUCUAUCAUGCCACAUCGUGGGUUCUCCAUUGCAGGCAUCCAACAUCGCGCUUUGAGAAACAGGGUCAAAGGCCACUUCUUCAGACCGACGAGAGAUCAUGGUUGAUAAUGCGUCAGGUGGCGGGAAAGGUCACUCAGAUGAUAACAGAGCUGCACCAAUUCCGACUCUACAGGUUCUUAACGAGUACUACAGUUACAGCCAUGAUACCGUCCAUCAUAAUCAACCUAGUCGAAAUGCAAGAUCCCUCAUUAUCAGCUCGCCUGCACGCAACAGGAGGUUUAAGUCAGUGCAUACUUGUCCUUGAGCAGCUUCGUGAUGCCUAUCCCCAGGCAUACGCAGUCGCGUGGUUCGUAAAUGCCGCCCUCAAAAAAGCACCACUCGAUUCCACAUUGACCUCCGGGUACCGUAUUAUUUCAGUAAUGAGGAAUGAGCUGUCGGCGGCGGUGCUUGCGCAAGAUCAUGUUUCACGGAAUAUUCCCAGCCUUGAUGAUAUUGACACCCUUCCGUUCGCAUUGAGCACAAAGGCCGGUCCGGUGAUAAAUACCCCGGAAACUCCUGACGUUCAGAUCCUCGAAUUCUCUGCAGACCCUCCCACGUCUAAUUUUCUCACACGGCCGCAGCAAGCGACUUUUAGUGAUGACACGAAAAAAGACGUGGAUCAUAUACACACAUCUGGCAUGCAUGACUUGCAGAGAGUGGAGCGCGUGAACUGGGAGAGAAAUGCAGGGAUGAAUUUUGACGCCGAGUUAUGGCUUGGACUACACGAUGCCAGUGCAUUUAGUGAAAGCAGUUUCGGCGACGGCGAGUCAAACAUGGGAUUAGAUCAUCUCGCAGCUGUCAUUGGAGAACGACUCCCCGGCUAG
Molecule: messenger RNA, 2127 nt
Organism: Penicillium longicatenatum
Lineage: Eukaryota; Fungi; Ascomycota; Eurotiomycetes; Eurotiales; Aspergillaceae
Product: fungal specific transcription factor domain-containing protein
Exons: 3
Coding region: 1-2127 (708 amino acids)
Biological process (GO): DNA-templated transcription
Molecular function (GO): zinc ion binding; DNA binding
Source: RefSeq, a predicted model, not a curated record